Oncorhynchus gorbuscha (pink salmon) is the source of this 1758-nucleotide messenger RNA. RefSeq names its product cysteine-rich protein 2-like. NCBI's taxonomy places the organism in Eukaryota, Metazoa, Chordata, Actinopteri, Salmoniformes, Salmonidae. The transcript is spliced from 3 exons. The coding region runs from base 997 to 1284 and encodes 95 amino acids. The record is from RefSeq and is a predicted model, not a curated record.
AGAUUUAUAAUUGAACACAUUUAUGAAGAUCUUGUGGAGGGAUGUACUGUUUGGAUUCUUUACCUACGAUUGGAAUAAGCUGAAAAAGUGUUAUGUAAUUUAUUUAUUUUACUAGGCAAGUCAGUUAAGAACAAAUUCUUAUUUUCAAUGACGCAGUCCAAAUUCAAGCCAUUACCAACUGCGUUACCUCUAAAACCAGUUUUUGGUUUGUCUUAAAUAUCCCUAACAUCGCUGCCGGAAAUUAGCACUUUGGGUCAAGUUUUCAAGGACAUGACUAAAAUACACCCGCUCAUCUAGGCGCAAGUGAGCUGUUAUAAGACAUGUAAAUUGCCGAACCUGAUUUUAGCACUAGAAAAUGCUACUAUGCCAGUUUUUACUUGACGCAAUUCCAAAACGAACGUGCGUUUGACUCUAGCGCCGCCUUAAACCAGCCAAAAAUAGAGCCAUGCGUCUUCAAACAACCAUCUCUGAUUACAAGAUUCAAGAUUGACCCAUGUUAGAACUUUAAACAGAUCUUUUUAACAAACAACUUGUUGGGUAUAACGUUUCCUUUCGAGAUUAAAAUUAUUUUGAAGGAAUGGGUGGGGUAGUUGCUGAUCGCUAGAUGUUAAAUGUAUAAUGAUUUAUAAUCUGUUGAAUUUAGCCUUUUGUAAAACGUUGUAAACCCAAACGUUCUGUUAUGUAUCAUGUCACUGUUUAAUCUGAAAACAUAGUUUAUGUGUUAACUUGAAUAGAAAAAUUGUAUAUUUUGAAUAAUUAUGUCAAAUAGGAGAUUACAUUUAUUUAAUCAGCUGGACUUGAUCACUGGUAUGUUGAGUUUGUGUGUUUUGCACUGGUUUGUCCUUAUGUUUGCUGUCUGGUAAUUUGCAGAAAAUCAAAUAUGUGAGUUUAUGUAGGGUUCAUUUAUACGUUUAAUUGAGGCUGAUUUAUUUGUUUCUGUCAGGUGAAUAACCUCUAGCUAUUGUUGUUUUGCCAGUACCUCACCCUCAGACCAGGAUGUUUGCUGGAGAGACCUCACUCUGUCCUGGCUGUGAAAAAGUGGUCUAUUUUGCAGAGAAGGUGAUGUCCCUGGGUAGGAACUGGCACCGACCCUGCCUGCGCUGUGAGAGGUGUAAGAAGACACUGACCUCUGGUGGACAUGCUGAGCAUGAAGGGAUACCUUAUUGCCACGUCCCUUGCUACGGCAUCCUGUAUGGACCAAAAGGAGUGAACAUCGGCAAGGUGGGCUGUUACAUCUAUGAGAAGGAAGACAUGGAGCAAACUGAAAUACCCAGCCAGUCCUAACCACACACUAAAAAGUAAGAUGAAUGGGGUUUCUGUUUGAUUAGGGUAAUUUCAGUGACUGAAUUGAGUGACUGAAGUGAUUCACUGACUGAAUUGACAGGUAUUGCAAUGGACCCGACCACAUGCUUGCUGAUAAACAUGAAGUAUUUUUGUGUGUAUUUUUACAUAUUGUUUGUAUAACGUAAUAAUGUUUCCGAAUAUUUAAAUCACUUUUGCAACCUGCUAAGCACACAGAUUUAUAAAAUACGUAUUUAACAACAGGUUCAUAUCCAAUAUUAAAGAUUGAUUGCAUACAUUUGCCAAUGUUUAUGGUGAGGAAGAAUGCAUAAAGAGUUAUGAUACGUUAUCAAAGAUAAUAUUUUGUUCCUCAUUCAUAUGAAACAGAAAGGUGUCUUUACUAAAUAAGAUAAUGCAGUAUUGCAAUUGAGUGGAAAAUUAGAAUUUGUAUAGGAGGAAUAAAAUGAAUUAUGCUUC